Messenger RNA from Monodelphis domestica (gray short-tailed opossum), 1329 nucleotides. RefSeq names its product Rho family GTPase 2 (gene RND2). Lineage: Eukaryota; Metazoa; Chordata; Mammalia; Didelphimorphia; Didelphidae. Gene Ontology annotation, biological process: small GTPase-mediated signal transduction. The record is from RefSeq and is a predicted model, not a curated record. Gene Ontology annotation, molecular function: GTPase activity; GTP binding.
CUGCCCGGGGCGGGGGCUCGGCGCGGGCCCGGGAGAUGCCGGUGUCGGCAGCGGCGGCCGGAGCGGCGGCUGCAGCAGCGGCGGAGGCGGCGGAGGCGCGGAGGCUGCGGGGCCCGGGCGGGGGGCCGGGCGGGGGGCCCUGGCUAGAGCGUAGCUGAGACCAUGGAGGGGCAGAGCGGCCGUUGCAAGAUCGUGGUGGUGGGGGACGCGGAGUGCGGCAAGACGGCGCUGCUGCAGGUGUUCGCCAAGGACGCCUAUCCCGGGAGUUAUGUCCCCACCGUGUUUGAGAACUACACAGCGAGCUUUGAGAUCGACAAGCGCCGCAUAGAGCUCAACAUGUGGGAUACUUCAGGUUCCUCCUAUUAUGACAAUGUCCGACCACUGGCCUACCCAGACUCUGAUGCUGUCCUGAUCUGCUUCGAUAUCAGCAGGCCUGAGACCCUUGACAGUGUGCUCAAGAAGUGGCAAGGGGAGACCCAGGAGUUCUGUCCCAAUGCUAAAGUCGUUCUGGUCGGUUGUAAACUGGACAUGAGGACAGACCUGGCCACCCUGAGGGAGCUCUCCAAACAGCGGCUCAUCCCGGUCACACACGAGCAGGGCAGCGUCCUGGCCCGGCAGGUGGGCGCCGUGUCCUACGUCGAGUGCUCGUCGCGCUCGUCCGAGCGCAGCGUCCGAGACGUCUUCCACGUGGCCACGGUGGCCUCCCUGGGCCGGGGCCACCGGCAGCUGCGCCGCAGCGAUUCCAGGAGAGGCUUACAGAGGUCAGCACAGAGAUCGGCCCAGCUGCCCGGGAGGUCAGACAAGGGGGCCGAGGCCGAGAUCCGAAAGGACCGAGCCAAGAGCUGCAGCGUCAUGUGAGGGGCUCACCCGCCACCCCUCUCCGGGACUCACCCGGAUCACCUAGUUUAAGCUGGCCCCGGGGCAGGGGAGGGUGGAUGGGAGUUUUAUGCCCAACAUCUUCCGUCUUCCCCCUCUCUCUCGUACUUGUAGAACUCUGGGCAGGCUGGGAGGGCGCCUGAUAAUUCUCUGACCUGGGCACAGUGCCCUCGGGGGAGCCCAGGCACGAGGAGGGAAAUGAGGAAAGGCCCAAUCCCUGGGCGAAGGCCACCUUCCUGCACCUCCCCCAGCCUUCAUAUCAUGUUCCUGGUGGUCCCAGAGCCACCGCCCCCCCUCGCACCCCCUCAUCUGCUUCUGCUGCUGUUUUCUCAGACCCCCUAACUCCAGGCCACAUGCACUAAAUUCAGGACAAAGGACGAGUCCCCAUCCAGCUCCCUUCCCUGCUGCCUUCCUCCACCCGCUGGAGGCUAAUAAAACCCAUGUCCAUGGAAA